AUGAUUUGUAGAGUUGCUCGACGUUAUCUCAAACGUCAAGAAUCAAAAGUUUCACGAUGGCAUUUGUAUAAAGUUGAAGCAGUUAGACGUUGGACUACUGUUGGUCGAUGGUGUAGCAACAUGAAAAUAUAUCUCAUACCAUGGGAGGCAAAAAUUAAAAAAAUUGAAAGUCAUUACGGUUCUGUUGUCUCGUCAUAUUUUACAUUUUUAAGAUGGGUUCUUAGUGUAAACAUAACAAUGACCGUUAUAAUGAUGUUAUUCGUUACUAUUCCGGAAUGGUUAGCAGAUUCUCGAGAUGAUCCAGAACGAUUUAAUCGUACCUAUCACAUUAAAGGGUAUUUCGAAUAUUCAUUAUUAUUUUAUGGCUAUUAUAGUAGUGAAACUUUUUUUGGUGAUACGGUUCAAUACAGUGUUCCUGUUGCUUAUUUUAUUGUAAAUUUAUUCAUUCUUGGCUAUAGCUUUUUUGUGAUUUUACGAAAAAUGGCAUCGAAUGCUCGACAGAGUAAACUUGCUGGUGGCAAAGCAGAACAAUAUGUCUUUAAUUGGAAGUUAUUUGCUGGUUGGGAUUACUCUAUAGGAAAUCCUGAAACGGCUGCAAAUGAUGUGAUGGCUAGUGUCAACAAAUUCCGAGAGGUAAUUGCUGAAUAUAAUGUGAAUCGGAAAAAGAAAUUCGAGUUAGUUUUCUAAUU
Thelazia callipaeda (thelaziosis nematode) is the source of this 689-nucleotide messenger RNA. The record is from the annotation of a GenBank genome assembly. NCBI's taxonomy places the organism in Eukaryota, Metazoa, Nematoda, Chromadorea, Rhabditida, Thelaziidae.